AUGGCGGAGAAAGAGUACACAGAAGAGCAAGAAAAGCUGACGCUGCUGAUUGUGGAUAAGGACAAGCAUUCGUUCUAUGAGCUGCUACAGGUGGACGAGAAGGCGAGCGAUGGGGACAUAAAGAAGGCGUACCGCAAGAUGGCAAUCAAACUACAUCCGGACAAAAAUCGGCACCCGAGGGCGGCGGAAGCGUUCAAGAAGGUAAAUCGUGCGUUCGAGGUUUUGUCUGACGAGAAGAAGCGCCGCGUGUACGACCAGCUGGGCUACGAUCCGGACGACAGGGCUGCGGCACAGGAGUCGUACCGUAGGGGCGGGGCGUCCGAGGCCAGCACGAAUGGGUUCCGGCCGUUCACGGACGAGGGCAUGUUCUUCCGAGGGGCCGGGGGGGCUCCGGAGGACCUGUUUGACUUUUUCUUUCGGGGCGGGGGCCCCGGCGGCCCGUUCGGGAUGGCUGAUCCCUAUGAUUCGUUUGGGCCCUUUGGGGGCGCUACGACGUUUACGUUUGGCGGGCCCGCGGGCUUCAAGGUGUACAGCGGUGGGUCUGGGGGGCAGUUCCGCCGCGGACCGUUUGGCAUGGCACAGGCUGCCACCGAAGCGCAACGCCAACGUGCGAACGGCCAGCCGGAGGCGCAAGAUCCGCUACAACACGUAGUGUUCGUUCUCCUGAUAGUGCUUCUCUUCCUGCUACUGCCAAGUCUGGGCUUCUGA
This is a messenger RNA of Eremothecium gossypii ATCC 10895, 708 nucleotides long. RefSeq names its product type I HSP40 co-chaperone HLJ1 (gene HLJ1). Gene Ontology annotation, cellular component: endoplasmic reticulum membrane. Gene Ontology annotation, molecular function: Hsp70 protein binding. Bases 1 to 708 code for a protein of 235 amino acids. The record is from RefSeq and is marked provisional. The transcript has a single exon. Gene Ontology annotation, biological process: cellular response to misfolded protein. Lineage: Eukaryota; Fungi; Ascomycota; Saccharomycetes; Saccharomycetales; Saccharomycetaceae.